GCCGGCUCGCCAACAAACAGUUCCGUCCUUUGUUCAGCCUUACAGGCAAUGCCCUGGCCGUAAGCAAACACCCCCAAAUCAGAAUGAACCAGUGGGCCGCAGAGUCAUCAGUGCAUUGUAUUGUUCUCUUCCUUCUGUCAGAUGCUUUGAAGUGAUUGGUCGGGUCGCCAAACAUGGUUCUGGUAUACUCAAUUCAGAGCAGUGAAGCAGGGUCGUGAUGCGUUUCAUGGAGUCUGAGCCUCUUUGAUGAUGAGUGAUUGGCGACACGAUGUGUUGAUCAGUGUUCUGGGGUUGAGCAGUGGGAGGAUAUAAGAGCGUGAGUUGAUCGCUGGGAAAGAGGAGGAGUAUCAUUCCUCUCAUACAGUCUUGUACAAUCUUCUAUUUUUGUUGGUUCUACUAGUUCGCAAUGAGGCUUUCGAAGAGUCUUGGUCUGGCGUUUGGGUCGUUGGUGGCGGCUCAAGAGUGGGUGGCUGCGCCAAAGGGUCUAGAAGUCGUGUCGUCCAAGUUGUUCAAUGGCGCUGAGAUUUCGUACAAGAAGACUUAUGUUUGUGAGACUACCGAGGGUGUCAAUGCUUACAGCGGCUAUGUCUCGCUUCCUAAGAGUCUACUCCCUGACUUUCAGCAUUGGGAUGAGAAGCAGAAAGCCCAUCUCUUCUUCUGGUACUUCGAGGCCCGAAACAACCCAUCCACAGCCCCAACAUCAAUCUACAUAGGCGGCGGCCCCGGCUCAUCCUCCUUCGACAACACAAACGGCUUUCCCUGCUCCGUAAACGCCGACUCCAACUCAACGACCCUCAAUGACAUAUCAUGGAACAGGCACGUCAACAUGCUGUACAUCGACCAACCGCUGGGAACGGGUUUCUCGUACGUCGAUCUCGUGAAUGGGACGUUUGAUACUCUCACGCAGACGUUUACACCGGUGAAAGGGGAAGAGGUGCCCAAGACGAAUGGGACGUUUUUGCAGGCGACUUUUGACUCGGGGGAGUUGGAGACUGUGCCGAAGACGACGAUGAGUGGUGCUAGGACGAUGUGGGCUUUUGCGCAGGUUUGGUUCAACGAGUUUCCGGAGUGGCAGACUAAGAAUGAUGAGAUAUCCCUCUGGACAUCAUCUUACGGCGGCUUCUACGGUCCCAACUACUUCUCCUACUUCCAAGAUCAAAACACCCUCAUCUCCAACUCCAAACCAACCUUUGCAAACGCCACGAUUCUUAACCUCGCGACUCUGGGUCUUCAAGAACCUGGUAUCGACGCACGAGCUAUGGCGAAGGGGUACGCUGAUUACGGUCAUCAUAAUAACUACGGUCUUCAAUUCUUCGACGAUGAGACGUACAAGGGUAUGCUCCAGAAGAUUGAGGAACCGGGGACGGGCUGUUAUGCGUUGACAGAUAAGUGUCGCGCUCUCGUGGCGGAGGGCGAUCCUGAAAGGUUUGGGAAUAACAAGACUGUGAAUGAAGCUUGUCUUGCGGCGACGAAUCUGUGCUUUUUUGGGAUCCAGGGGACUUAUCAGGCUACCUCCGAUCGAUCGCCUUUUGACAUCACGCACUCCAACACCACGCUCUUCCCAAAGCCUUACAUUGAGAACUUCUUCAACCAACCGUGGGUCCAGCGUGAUCUCGGAGUUCCGCUUAACUUUACCACUGGAUUCAAUAACAUUGGGAAAGUGUGGUUGGGCCAGACGGGAGAUAUCAUGAUUGGGAGUCUUCAUGCCGUGGAGAGGGUUGUUGAGCGGGGUGUUAACGUUGCGUUGAUCUACGCUGAUCGCGACUAUCGCUGCCCUUGGUACGGUGGUGAGAACAUCAGUCUUUCACUGAACUUCUCCUCUGCUGAAGAGUUCCGCUCCGCUGGAUACACGCCCAUCAAGACGAAUUGCUCUUACACAGCUGGUUUCGUUCGCGAGCAUGGAAAUCUAUCGUUUUCUCGAAUUUUCGAAUCUGGACAUGGAGUAGCAGGUUACCAACCUCAGGCGUUGUCUAUGAUUUUCAACAGAGUCAUGUCGAGGAGGGAUUUGGCCACUGGGGAGGUUGAUCUGAGGAAGCAUACGGGGUACAAGACCAAGGGACGAAAGAAUGUGAGGAGUGUGAGGAACAAGGUUCCCGAGUCGCCGGUAAACACGUGCUUUGUUAGAGAUGCGCCGUUGAGCUGUACGGAUGAGCAGUUGAUGGCGUUGGCGGUGGGUAAGGCCAAGGUUGAGAAUUGGGUUGUUGUUGAGCCGAAGGGGGAGAAGCCUAAGGCGAUGAAGGUUGAGAGAAAGGGACGCUUUGUUUGAGGUAAGGGGAUUGGAUUGACAUGCUUGGAUUUCUAAUUGACUGGGAUAGGCAUAGAUUCACUUCGCUUCUAUUAACUGUUGUUUAUAUAGAGAUUUAUUGACUUACACUGAUUGACUGA
Messenger RNA from Fusarium odoratissimum NRRL 54006, 2385 nucleotides. RefSeq lists its product as uncharacterized. Bases 407 to 2266 code for a protein of 619 amino acids. The record is from RefSeq and is a predicted model, not a curated record. Gene Ontology annotation, molecular function: serine-type carboxypeptidase activity. Gene Ontology annotation, biological process: proteolysis. Lineage: Eukaryota; Fungi; Ascomycota; Sordariomycetes; Hypocreales; Nectriaceae. The transcript has 7 exons. Gene Ontology annotation, cellular component: fungal-type vacuole.